GAGAGAGAGGAAGGUGGACGGAGGUUUGGUGGCUGGUGGUUAGAUGGAAGGUUUGAGGAGCAGCAAGUUUUAAAAACCUGCAAAAGUUGGACAUUGGUCACUUCUGGGUAAAUACAGAGGUAACUGUUUGGGAGUAAACUUGCUCGUCUGUGCUGCUGUUGCUGCAUCAAAUCUUCUCAUCUGCAUCAUCUGAGAGGACAUCAGUUCUCCAGUUUUUCAACAAGAGUUUCCACUUAAGACUGGAGUGGCUCAAACUUUCACCAUGAGGAGUCUAUGUGUGCCUCUACUUCUGCUGCAGCUCAUUGGUACUUGUUUAUGCCAGUUCCCUCGUCUAUGUGCCAACUCAGAGGGACUGCGAACCAAAGAGUGCUGUCCAGUGUGGGAUGGAGACGGCUCAGCCUGCGGUGCCCUGUCAGGCCGCGGUUUCUGCACAGAGGUGCUGGUCUCAGAUGAGCCCCACGGGCCACAGUACCCUCACAGUGGGAUUGAUGACAGAGAGCGCUGGCCUUUAGCUUUCUUCAACCGGACGUGUCGUUGUGCUGGAAACUAUGGCGGUGUUAAUUGUGGUGAAUGCAGGUUUGGUUACUGGGGCUCAAACUGUGCCGAGUACAGAGAAUCAGUGCGCAGGAACAUUAUGACCCUGUCGUCCGCAGAGCAGCAGAAGUUCAUCUCCUACCUGAACCUGGCUAAAAACACCAUCAGCCGUGACUACGUCAUCGCCACAGGAACAAGAGCAGAGAUGGGUGAAAACGGCGAGAACCCCAUGUUCUCUGACAUCAACACCUACGACCUGUUUGUCUGGAUGCACUACUACGUGUCCCGAGACACCUUCCUGGGAGGACCUGGGAAUGUGUGGAGGGACAUCGACUUUGCCCAUGAAUCUGCAGCAUUUCUGCCCUGGCACAGAGUCUUCCUGCUUCACUGGGAGAACGAGAUAAGGAAACUGACAGGAGAUUUUAAUUUCACCAUCCCAUACUGGGACUGGAGGGAUGCCCAGUCCUGUGAGGUGUGCACCGAUUCUCUGAUGGGUGGACGCAACUCUCUCAAUCCCAACCUCAUCAGCCCUGCUUCUGUCUUCUCCUCAUGGAAGGUGAUCUGCACCCAGCCAGAGGAGUACAACAGCCGAGAGGUGUUGUGCAACGCAACAGGGGAGGGUCCACUGUUGCGUAACCCCGGCAACCAUGAUCCCAACCGCGUGCCUCGACUACCCACGACAGCUGAUGUGGAUUUCACCGUGGGCCUCCCCGAGUACGAGACAGGAACCAUGGACCGGCUCUCCAACAUGAGCUUCAGAAACGUCCUAGAGGGUUUUGCCAGUCCAGAGACAGGUAUGGCAGUGCCAGGUCAGAGCACCAUGCACAACGCCCUGCACGUCUUCAUGAACGGCUCCAUGUCCUCAGUCCAGGGCUCAGCCAACGACCCCAUCUUUGUUCUGCACCAUGCUUUCAUUGACAGUAUCUUUGAGCGCUGGCUCAGGACCCACCAGCCUCUCCGGACCAGCUACCCGCGCACCAACGCCCCUAUCGGCCACAAUGACGGUUACUACAUGGUGCCCUUCUUCCCUCUCUAUAGAAAUGGAGACUACUUCUUGUCCAACAAGGCUCUAGGAUACGAGUAUUCCUACUUGUUGGAUCCUGGCCAGAGGUUUGUUCAGGAGUUCCUGACGCCUUACCUCCAGCAGGCCGGACAGAUCUGGCAGUGGCUCCUGGGAGCCGGGAUUCUUGGCGCUGUGAUCACUGCCCUCUUGGCUGUGCUGAUUGUCGUUGCAAGAAGGAAGUGGAAACGUAACCAGAGGAGGAAGAGGGCUUCGAGCUAUGGAGAGAGACAGCCGCUACUGCACAGCAGCUCAGAGGAAGGUUCAUCUUCAUAUCAGACUACUCUGUAACACACAAGAUACUGAUACAGCUGUGUGUGAAUGUACAAACUGAUGAGGGUAUGUCUAUGAAGGCAAUGAAUGAAACUAACCUUUUCAUUGAUUUCCUACAAAAAAAAUCUGAUUUUAAUUGUAAAAUAAUAAAUAGAGCUUCAGAUGAGCCAAUGAAACAUUUUUUAAAAAUCAAUUCAAACAAAACUGUACAAAGAACUGUGUUUUUCUUUUGUCAAGCAGACAGCUGUUUGUGCUGUCUUUGCCUUUGACAUAUAUGCUGCUGAAACAACAGAAAUGAAGUGAAUUUCAUCUGUGGUCAUAGCACUGAAAAAUGUCAGCAACAUGUCUUUACGGAUACACUGGGGGGAAAAAAAAAAAGAAAACAAUUUUCUCUAAUUUU
Messenger RNA from Stegastes partitus (bicolor damselfish), 2267 nucleotides. It is a transcript of the gene tyr, whose product is annotated as tyrosinase. The record is from RefSeq and is a predicted model, not a curated record. The transcript has 6 exons. Gene Ontology annotation, molecular function: tyrosinase activity. Lineage: Eukaryota; Metazoa; Chordata; Actinopteri; Pomacentridae. Gene Ontology annotation, biological process: melanin biosynthetic process; pigmentation. Bases 263 to 1885 code for a protein of 540 amino acids.